This is a messenger RNA of Pisolithus orientalis, 402 nucleotides long. RefSeq lists its product as uncharacterized. Lineage: Eukaryota; Fungi; Basidiomycota; Agaricomycetes; Boletales; Pisolithaceae. The record is from RefSeq and is a predicted model, not a curated record. The transcript has a single exon. The annotation marks the transcript as partial.
GGCAUGAUACUGUACUGUUUCACACCAAUCACAGGUUAUAUCACCAACACUCCCAAGGCUGCCAUGCUUGCAGCUGUUGGGGGAAAGACUUCCCUGAUCACCAUGGCAAUGCACAAACAGUUCAGAGACCCAUUCCAACAUGAGCCACAAACCAUGUCCACCACUCUGGCUCAGCUCACAGUGGUGAAAUCGAAGGUCCACCCUACAAACAUCCAAGUCUUCUUUUGCAAAGCACAGUGCUUUCGCCUCAGCAGAGUUAGUGACCCAUUUUGGAGGGACAUUCCACUUUCUUGUCCAAGCACUUUUAUAACUCUGGAGCCCCUUCACCACCUGCACAAGGAAUUUUGGGACCAUGACAUGAAGUGGUGCAUAAAUGCAGUUGGUGAAGCCAAAAUCAACUUU